This is a messenger RNA of Daldinia loculata, 968 nucleotides long. Its product is annotated as AhpC/TSA family protein. Gene Ontology annotation, cellular component: mitochondrion; peroxisome; cytoplasm. Gene Ontology annotation, molecular function: thioredoxin peroxidase activity. NCBI's taxonomy places the organism in Eukaryota, Fungi, Ascomycota, Sordariomycetes, Xylariales, Hypoxylaceae. Gene Ontology annotation, biological process: hydrogen peroxide catabolic process; cellular response to oxidative stress; cell redox homeostasis. The transcript has 4 exons. The record is from RefSeq and is a predicted model, not a curated record. The coding region runs from base 287 to 853 and encodes 188 amino acids.
UUUCGUACAUACCUACCUAGCCGGCAUCUCGACUUCCAUCUAUUAGGUAUUCCCCAUAUCAUAUCGCGGAGAGCGACUUCUUCGCAUUUAGCCCCCAGACGCCAACAAUUUUGUGGCUUAUUGAUCUUUUUACCUCGACUCCGAUUUCCUCUUUUCUUUUUUUUUUUCUCUUCCUCGCACUUUUGAAUUGGAUAUCCUAUAUCUGCAUACCUAUCUAUCUAUAUAUUCUAUAUCAUAUCAUACCUCCUAGCUAAGUUAUAUACUUACCUCCUACAUAUCCGCCGCAAUGGCAUUCCGCCUCGCCCUGCGCCGCGGCCCCAGCGCCUUCUCCCCCGCCUCUGCCUCGUUCGCAGCACGCCGCUUCCACGCCACGCCGCGCGCCUUUGUUAAGGUCGGCGAGUCGAUCCCCGACGUGGAGGUGCUGCAGGAGGGGUCCCCGGGCAACAAGGUCAACCUGGCGCGGGAGUUCGAGGCGGCGAACGGGGUGAUUGUUGGUGUGCCCGCGGCGUUCUCGGGCGCGUGCUCGGAGAAACAUAUCCCGAGCUAUAUCCAGAGCCCGAAGCUGAGGGAUGCGGGGAGGGUGUUUGUCGUUAGUGUUAAUGAUGCUUUUGUCAUGAAGGCAUGGGGCGACCAGCUUGAUCCCACGCACGAGUCCGGUAUCCGAUUCCUAGCUGACCCCGCCGGUGAAUUCACCAAGGCCCUAGACCUGGGCUUUGACGCCCCGGCCAUCUUCGGCGGCAUGCGGGCCAAGCGCUAUGCCUUGGUCGUCGAGGACGGCAAGGUCAAGUCAGUGCACGUCGAGCCGGAUAACACCGGAACAGACGUUUCCAUGGCCGACAAGGUUCUGGGUUAGAUGUGGUUCUGUGGGUUAGGUGAUGCGGAUGGGCUAUGCAUUAAAAGGAUCUCGUUCCGAGGCGCGUAGAAGACUGCGGCCGUUUGUAUAUAAUGAAUACAAAGAAUUGAUGGCA